UGCAUUUCAUAUAAAUGUUGCAGUUGUCACCUUCAUCCUCAUAUAUAAAUCUAGAAAACUGGUGAAGUUGUUCUUGUGUUUGAAAAAAAUAAAUAAAAUUAUUUUCAUAAUGUUCGUUGUGAGGUGUUCUUCUUUUGUGGUGGCGCUGUUUUGUUUAGUGAGCGUUUAUGCUCAAUCUGGUGAUGAAGAGGCAGGUAUAAAAGAGGCUUUGCGCCCCUUUGUACAAGAAUGUGCAGAUGAAUUCGGGAUUACUGAAGAACAAUUCGAAGAAGCAAAGAAAAACGGCAAUGCUGGUGAUAUCGAUCCUUGCUUUAUGAGCUGUUUCUUAAAGAAAGCUAAAUUUUUAGACAGCCAGGGUAAAUUUGACGUAGACAGCAGCAUAGCUUUCGUCAAUGACAAUAUGGACGGGGGACCGGCAAAGCAGUUCCUUAGCGCUGUCGGAGAAGAAUGUGAAAAAAUUAAUGAUGAAGAUGUCAGUGAUGGAGACAAAGGAUGCGAUCGAGCUAAAAUGCUGUUUGACUGCAUAGUUGACACCAAGAAGAGAUGGGAUGAUUAAAAAACAACAGAUAUACAUACUGAUACACAAACAGAUUUUUCUAUAUGUUUUGUUAUUUAAGAAAUAAAGGCUUGAUGAUACCACAUGAAAA
Spodoptera frugiperda (fall armyworm) is the source of this 647-nucleotide messenger RNA. RefSeq lists its product as uncharacterized. The coding region runs from base 110 to 556 and encodes 148 amino acids. Gene Ontology annotation, molecular function: odorant binding. Gene Ontology annotation, biological process: sensory perception of smell. NCBI's taxonomy places the organism in Eukaryota, Metazoa, Arthropoda, Insecta, Lepidoptera, Noctuidae. The record is from RefSeq and is a predicted model, not a curated record. The transcript is spliced from 5 exons.